This is a messenger RNA of Chara braunii, 3517 nucleotides long. The record is from the annotation of a GenBank genome assembly. NCBI's taxonomy places the organism in Eukaryota, Viridiplantae, Streptophyta, Charophyceae, Charales, Characeae.
CGUGAGGUUGGUAUCAAAGCUGAUUCGUUUCGGCUCCGAGGUUUUUGUAGGACGAUUACCCUGUUUUAAAGUUUUUCUUUUUGAUCUUUUUAUUAGAUUUUUCGCCUUUUUUAGUAGGCUGGCUCCCUGUCGACGGAGGCCCGCGAAUAGCAAUCUGAACCGAGCGAGAGGCCGGGUUCGGCGUGCGCCUAUCGCGAUGGUUGACCCCGGGAUUGGGGGUGGAAACGACGGCGACAACCACGCGGGGAUGGCCGAUCAUCCCCUGUAUUGUGUACCUCCUCCCUCCGAAGUUCCCAUUUUUUUCGAAGAUGACACGGACCCUCUCACCUGGCUAGCUGCCUUGAAAGCCCAGGGCCGGUCGGAUCAGUUGCUCCGAGAACGAAUCCCCGGAAGGUUAGCCGAAACCGCUUUUGAGUGGUAUGGACAUAACCCCUUCACUAAUUGGGCAGCCUUCCAGAGGAAAUUUCUCGAUACAUUUGAUCACAUCGCACCAGGUCAAUGCCUCCGUUUAGUAAAGGAAUACACGCAGCAGCCUUGGGAGACCUUGGCUAGAUAUGUUGAACGUUUUACGUACUUAGCCGAACCCUCCGGGGUGGACGAGAAAAUGGUACGGACUGAUUUCGUCAGAGGAUUGUCAGAUUCUCGCCUGCGGAAAAAGAUCCGCAAGAAAUGCAACCCUAUAGAACAUACCCUGACGGAGCUAAUUCAGUUCGCCAUUAAGUAUGGAAAGGAAAAUUACGAUGUGGGCCUGGACUCAGAAUUCGACGAAGACGACCCUUCGGGUGUUCGACGCAAUAGCUACUCCGCUACGACACGAAUGUUCGAAGAUGGCUUCGGGCUGGGUCCAGCUAAAAAAGGCUCGGAUCGGAAAGCUUCGUCCUCUGCUCCGACCUCCCGUCGCUCCGGGCAGGCUCAAGGGGGCCGGGCCGAGGAAGAAGCUUCCAUGAAAGGGGUCGCGGCCCAACUAGUUACGGUAGUGGCCCCGUUGACGGAGCUUGUUCAAAGUCUGCAACGACAACACAUAGCCGCCGCACAAUGGCAACAGGCGGCUAUGGCCGCCGGGGCCCCUAUGACCAGACCGGUCGUGGUCGGGGCUGUCCCGCCCCUGCGCUGUUAUAACUGUAAUCAGCCAGGCCAUCUUGCGAAAGAUUGUCCGAAACCUCGAACUCAGAGUGGGCCCGCAGGGCCCAUUGGACCUUCCCAAAUCCCGCUGGCUGCUCCCACCGCUGCAGGACAGGGGAGGGUAGCCACGGUGAUGGAUACUGGGGCAAUGGAGAUGGUGACCCCUGCGGCCACCGAGAUAGGGCCCAAUGAAUACAUGGCUGCGGCGAUGUUCGAACAAGGGACCAUCGGGGUGAUACGUCACGUCCAACGGAUUACCGAGGAAAGCGAGCUCGGGCCGUGGCGACCAAGGUUUGAAGACCUUGCGGCGCCUAGUCCUGGAUGCAAGGAUGGCCAUAUCGACGUAUUUGAUGCCUUGAAGGCUCUGGAUCUUCGGAUCCCCAUCCCUAUUCCCUAUCUGCUAACCAUUUCCGAAGCAGCUAACGAAAAGUUGAUCGAACGAUACCUCAAAAAUAGGUGCCGAUUCGAGGAAAGUCGAAAGGGCAAAAAGCCGGUCCUACGGGACCUACCCACCAACGAGGAGUCGCAGCCCUUUACCUCAAAGGUGCACGAAACUGACCGGAUAGGAAUGAUCCAGACCGUAGACUCUGCCUCGGAAAAACCCGAGGAGCAUGAACUGCUCAAGCACUUCCAGCCGCCAAUCUCGGAUGCUCUUCUCCGGAACCGGUUCAACGACGAUCGGCAGCUGCGCUUCGACAUUCAGCAAGUGAACAUGUCGGCUCCUAGCGUUGCUGACUUGGCGGUGUACUCGCUCAUCGCGCAGCGGGUAACGUACGCGGGCGUCUAUGUGGACAUAUCGCCCGUGCAUGGUGAGGAGUCCACGAGAGUGUUCACCGAGUUCCGAGCCAUCCAGGUGGCUACGAACUUUGUGCACAACAUCGCUACUUUCACCGGGGACUUAACCGUCUUGCCCGGGCACGAUCGGGAGCCGGCGUACAGGUUCUUGUGCGAUUACGCCCUCCAGCUCCCCUAUCCUAUGCGCAACUUCCCCGACUACCUGGUGGAGCUGACGGACGUGGAGCAGUUGCCGCCCGCUGACGAGGACGUGUGGGAGCUGCAUCGGCCGCUUUAUUCGUCGGUGGUGCUGGGCAUGUUUACAUUUUUCGUGGAGCAAGAAGUUCAUAACGUAGGCGAGCUCCUCUACGUAUACUACGUGAUCGCCAAGCUGAAGCCGGAGCAGAAGGAGGGAACGGUGGCGUUUUACCCUUUUGGGAGGAUCGGAAUGAAUUGCCCGGGGCUCUUACAGCUCAUUCACAUCGAGUUGUUGUCCAUCGCACAGGGAAUCGCCGCGAAAGAAGAAGACUUGCAACUCAGACUGCGGACCGCCUCAGCCCCGUGCAGAUCGUAUAACGCGGCGGUGAUACCUGACUACCUGGCGCGUGAGGGGGAGUCCGUGGUGGACUUCGGGCACGAAGAUAAGCUGCGGCGGCCUCCAUCAUCGUAUCCAAAGUCGGCGGCCCUUAAGGCACCGAGAAAGAGAACCGUCCUGAAGCGGCGACGAAGUCCAUUGCCGGAAGCUCAGGCCAGUCGAGUGGGGGGGAGGUCGUCCAGCCUGCGCCGGUGCGCGAAGUCGAUCCGGUUUGCGAGAGAAGAGCCACACUCAUCAUCGGGCCCCGACUGGGGUAGGACUGCCCCGCCGAAGAACCGCGGAGAUCCACAGGCCAUCGGGAGUCGAUACCUCAGCGACCCCUCCUCCCCAAUCUCAAUAGCCAUGCAGCCGGGCCAUCAGGCGCAGGGGGGGGAUUGGGACGAGUUCCAUAUCCCGCAUCCAGACCCCCCCUCCUUGCAAGACUGUUCCGAUUUCGCCAGCCCACCCGGGAUACCCCGGUCAUUGACAUUAGCAGUUCCCCCGAGCCGGACAGUCCAUCAAACCGACGUGAAUCACAUGGUGGAACUGGCCACCAUCCGGCUUGAGGCCAUCGAGGGGGCGCCGCGUCCUGAUCCGGCAUGGGGGGCGUUCUUGCAGCGUCCAUUCGACGGAUGUAUAGCGGAGAGGUUGGUGGGCACGCUUAUCUACGAGACCGGCGGGCGGCCCAACAUUAUGUACCAUAUCCUGGUCUUCGCGGCGGUUAAGCGGGAGCGGAGGCCAUACACGGAGACCCAUCUGGUGCUGACGGGUCCGAUAAAUCGGCCGCUGCGACGCCGAAUAAUUCGGGCGAUCGCCGAUCUCGCGCCUCGGGUCCUCUCACAUGUACCGGGGGCUUUCCUCUACCCCUCCUUUGUCCAGCACCACUUCAAUGAAGUGGAAGUGCCAGCCAACUUGGCCACGCUCGCGUCGUUUCUCCCUCCUUUUCCGCCCUCUCUCAAUCCGGAGAUUGAUUACUUCCUAUGAUCAUCUCCACCACCACCACCUCUUUCUUUUUCUUCUUCUUUUCCGGAUCUAAAGCUCGCGCGA